Trematomus bernacchii (emerald rockcod) is the source of this 6523-nucleotide messenger RNA. RefSeq names its product T-box transcription factor 21 (gene tbx21). Gene Ontology annotation, molecular function: DNA-binding transcription factor activity, RNA polymerase II-specific; RNA polymerase II cis-regulatory region sequence-specific DNA binding. Gene Ontology annotation, biological process: lymphocyte migration; cell fate specification; regulation of transcription by RNA polymerase II. Lineage: Eukaryota; Metazoa; Chordata; Actinopteri; Perciformes; Nototheniidae. The transcript is spliced from 6 exons. The record is from RefSeq and is a predicted model, not a curated record. Gene Ontology annotation, cellular component: nucleus. Bases 282 to 2147 code for a protein of 621 amino acids.
GCGACUCCACGCGUCAAAAUAAUCAGACAAUCAGCUGCACGGGUAAUAACAAAGUUUAUAGAUAAAUAUCCUAAUGAGGCGGUGUGAGCUGAUCACUUAAAUGAUAUGCUUUGACCGAGUGAGACACUGAAUUUGAAAAGUUGUGGCAUGUCUGUGCGCUGCUGAGAAUAACAGUCCACAGUGUUGUUUUGUGCUUUGUAUUUAUUGUGCAUGCUCUUAUUGAACUGGACGCAACAGCGGAGCCUUAUGACAUUACGCACAGACCGGGAGCGGGGCUGCUAAUGGGCGGCAUAGGUGGCAACCUUUACCUCAGUAUGUUGAAUGGGACUGAAACGCAAACUUUCGGAAAGAGCACGGACAUCAGCAGUCACCUCCACCGCGGCGGCAAGGAUCUAGCAGAGUUUAAAAUGGGGAUCCAGGACGCCAGGUUUUACUACCCAGACUCUGUUCAGAGCGGGCAGGACGCCCUGGCUCUGCCGUACCACUCGGAGCAGGCGGUGGGAGGGUACGGAGCGCAGCCGGGCAGGUUUUACGCACAGACCCUCGGUAGUUGUCCGUACGGCGGGGUGCGCUCGCCGCCAAGAAGCGGAGCCGUGCAGGGGUACAUCUCCGUGGCGGGAGACGGGUUUUCUACAGCCGGUAAAGACUUGUACUCUCCUUCCCCGGAGAACUACACGGCCAGCUUUCAGCACGGCUACCAGCGGCCGCCUCUCUACCCUUUACCUGGGCUACAGGUGUGCGGGAAGACCCAGGCUCUGCUCAAUAACUACCCGCUAUGGGCCAAGUUCCACAAGUUCCAAACCGAGAUGAUAAUCACCAAACAGGGGAGGAGGAUGUUCCCCUUCCUAAGCUUCAACAUCAGUGUUCUAGACCCGUCUGCUCACUAUAACGUCUCCGUGGACGUGGUUCUGGCGGAUCAGCACCACUGGAGGUACCAGGGCGGCAAGUGGGUCCAGUGUGGCAAAGCGGAGGGCAACAUGCCAGGAAACCGGAUGUACACGCACCCUGACUCUCCCAACACAGGAGCUCACUGGAUGAGACAGGAAGUGUCCUUCAGCAAACUCAAGCUCACCAACAACAAGGGCAGCACCAAUAAUGUUGGACAGAUGAUCGUGCUCCAGUCGCUCCAUAAGUACCAGCCUCGCCUUCACAUCGUGGAGGUGAAGGAGGACGGCUCUGAAGACCCCUUCCUUUCAUCCAAAGCUCAGACCUUCAUCUUCCCCGAGAAUCAGUUCAUCGCUGUCACCGCUUAUCAAAAUGCAGAUAUCACUCAGCUGAAAAUAGACCAUAACCCCUUCGCUAAAGGUUUCCGCGACAAUUACGACACGCUGUAUGCUCCUCCCGACUCUGAUCGCCUCACCCCCUCCCCUACUGAGAGCCAGCAGCUGCUGCCAGGGAGCUGCUACCCCCAAGGCUACCUCUCUGAGCAGUACAUAAGCCCACUUCCUCAGAGCCGCUUCUACGGCCGCGAGCCCCUCGGUAUGGGCCAGCAGCACAAAGACCCGUCCUCCAGCCCGGGUCCUCACAGCCGCUGGUACCUGCCGCCUCAGCAGGGUGUGGCCACCAAUCGUCUCGACUUCACUUCCUCCUACGAGGGGGACUUCUCUGGAAACGGGUUCUACAAACCCUUCCCCUUGCAGACUUCCGCUCACCAUGCCCUCAGCUACUACCCAGACCUCCCUUUUGCGUCUACGAGCGUGUCUGUAUCAGGAGCCACUCCGGCGGGCUGGACCACCAGCCGGCCCACCCCUCAGUACCUCAGCCAUCAGAGUAAGCCCGGCCCCAGCCUGGGCUGGUUCAGACCCAUAUCGUCCUCAUCAUCCUCCUCAUCUUCUUCUACGUCGCCUGGCAACCCCAGACUGCACCCGCCCUCGCUCCUGGAGUCUCUGCAGCCAGCCCUGCUGCAGGACAAGCCCAAAGACACUGUGGAGGUGGUGUCCGAGGACCCCUGGCUGGAGCCGCCCUCUGGGAAAUCAGCGGCCUCGGCCGACUCGGGCCUUUAUGAGGGCGGCGUGGGCGACAACAAGAAGAGAAGGGUGUCACCGUACACUUCCAGCACUGAAAACUCCCCACCUCCGCGCAGUGGGGAGGUCUGCGAGAAGGACAGCAACAGUGAUGCAGACUACUAUGGCUACUACACUCACUGAAGACCUCCCAGGGCUGCCCACACCGCCCUCAUGAACAUGCACUGGUCUGAUGAAGGGCUGGAACAGACAAACACCAGAGUCCCCCCUCAAAAGUGUCAGAUGAUAACAAGAAAAACUUUCAAGGUUGCUGUCAAAUUGAACAGAAGUGGAUGUGACUGGGAAACUAGCCUUGAGUCACAUAAACACCAUACAGACAAACAGACCUGUGACUUAAGCCUUUGAAACAUCUAUAGAUUUUGGGGCGGAAAAUGAUCUGCAUAUCUACUUGUUGACAGUCGCCUGCAGGUAUUGUCUGUUCUUUCUGCAUCAAACACUCUCUCGGUCUCUUCUGCUUCGUCUUGUCUCUUCCUUUUUCUCACCCUCAACCUUUCACACAUACUCUCACAAUAUGCUCACGGUCAUUUCCCCUGAUGAUUCUGAGCAGAAAAUACAUUUCACUCACAGCCUUCUCUGCAAAUCAAUUUGUUUAGUGCAGCGCCCACCAGUGUCCACAGAGAAGAACUGCAGGAUGACAGUGCAGAGGUAAAGAGAACAAUGUCAAGAGGUUAAGAAGGUUUAGCUAGCACAUAUCCUGAAGCCUAAUCUAUGUCAACCCCGCUGAGGUGUGUGUGUGUGUGUGUGUGGGGGUGGGUGUGUGUGUGUUAAAGCUAAGUAAAUCAGCGACCACAGCGGAAAUAGCAAGUCCUUUCUGUCCAUUCUGAUUCUGAUUCUUUUAACUGAACACAAUCAGUUAAACUUAAUUACCAAAAACUAUUUUGAUAUUGAAUUAUUUAAGAGAAUAGACAUUCUUUAAUAUGUCACCUGCUUUAAAAGUUAACAGCCUGUUAAAUGGGUGGUAACAUUGGUAUAACUUUGAACUGAAUUUCUUCAGAUUUUUGCCAAAAAGAUAAAUUUAAAGACGACACCCUGGGCAGGAGGAAACUUAAUAGAAUUUCACAAGUUUUAAGAUUUGUUAAUCAUUGAAUCAAGCAUGGAAAAGUUACUUGUUGUUUCUGAAGCAUUCAAGCAUAUCAUAGCUAAUGCUUCGAUCAAGUGAAAAAAGGCCUCAAAUAACAAAGGCCUAGCCUCUUACUGUUGUGAAUGAAUCUGGGAAUGCUCUUGUCACCACACACACACACACACACACACACAAAUAAAGACCGCAAUCAAUACUAGCAUUGAUGACGACAUAAUUGGAAAACAGUAUUGGCAGACAGAAGUGUGACAGCUUAAAACACACAUAAACUGCACGCACUGUAGAUGAAUAUAGCCACAGUGUUAUCUCAGCCAGGCCUGAGCCUAGUAAUAAUGUGUUCAGUUGUGUGCGUUCAUAUAUCUGUCUAAGGCUGAUCUCUCACACAUGUCUGUAUGCUCAAAGACAUCCCAUCGUUCCUUUGAUUAAUAUACUGUAUUUUGAAAUACCUAUUAUAUUACGUAAAUGACUUGCGGACCCCUCAUGCAAGUGAACAACAUCCUCUCCAGUUUUGAAAGGCAUUUCCGGCUAGCGGAUAGGCUAAAAACAAUUUUUACCUAGUUGGUUUCAGGCCACAUUUGUUCCAUUGCUGUAGUUGAAAAACUGAAAGGUUAGUUUCAUUUUUUAACCAAAGCAUCUGUUGAUCGAUUCCAUAACCAAAAUGUUAUGAGUAAUUAAAGUUAGGCAGAAUCCUUAUUAGUUCAUCCAGUUUUUAUCAUCGUAGACGCCAUCUUGACUAUAAAGGAGCUGGGACGGACAAUUGAGUGAGAUUGAACUCGGGAUUAGGAGACAAACCUAGCAGAGAUCUUUAGUCACUUUUUUACGUCCGGUUAAAUUUAUUUACAACAUCUUAAUCUUCUUUGCUGUAGUGCUGCAAGUCUUCCCAAACCCUUUCUGUACAGUAGUAGCAGAGCAACAGAGCUGCUGACAAGUGAAAAGUGGGUCAUUCAGAAUGACUACAUGCACCUGUAGGUAAAAGACGAGGCACUGUCACCCUAAAACCCACGAUAAACAGGAAGCACAAAGUGACCAGACAGGCACUCUGCAUUUCCCCCCUAGUCUUCGGGCUCAUCAUGUCGUGACACUGGCUGACAAGAGUCCCGGCUCCCAGCCUGGUGACAGAAAUGAAGAGUGAGGCUGCAGUCGGCGCUGAUCAGAGAUCUGCUCCUCAUUCCUCACCAGGUGUGCUUGGCCUCAGACAACACUGGAGGCGACAGGCAGGCACUCGCUCGGUGCAGUUCAGGGUUACUUUAGUCUUUUCUGAGGGAGAAAUAAAAUUUAAAAUAAAAUCUGCAAGCUUAAAAUACCUAAAAGCCGAAAACUCCCGUAAUCUGUUAAUGGCGUAGUAUUGCAGUGUGUAUUACUGAGUUGAAUAUGGUUUUUAAAUUACAGUUCUAGGUUAUCAACAAUGGUUUAUCCCAGGUCAAAUGUUUAAUAUAUGUUUCCCGGUGCCACUAUGUUGAAAUCACUCACCUAUUGCCUACUGAUGCUAAACUCCUCAAUGCGUCAUCAAGUUUUCCUAAAUUUCGACAUUAAUAUCCGCUCAGAGGCUUAAAUUAUUUGUGUACCAUUCAUCUGCAUGUGAAAUAUACAUCCCCCUUCAAUUGUUUGAAGUAUGAAGUGUGGAGAUAGCCAAUGUAGCUUCAUCUACAAUAUUGAAAUCAACCAGACAACAAAACAUAAUACUACCUAAAGAGUUGCUUAAGAUGUUAGCAUGAUGCUACUCACAUAUGCUAACAAAAAGAGCUUGAGCUAGGAUCGUUGUUUAUCUUGUCAUACACAGAGGGAAACAGCUAGCCUAACUCAUCAACUCCUGAAAACAAGCUUUAAGCACACAGUGUCGUUUUUGAGACUCUUAAACAAACAGUACCAAACAUUUAUUUGUGAGCCGUGGGUUGGUAAAGUUUUUUUCAGCAGGGCUAGCUUUUUUCCCCUGCUUUAUGCUAAGCUAAGCUAACUGCCUCCUGGUUUACUACAGAUUUAAGAAUGUUUAUAAUCUUCUAAUUUCUCAGUCAUAAAAAUAGUAAGGUUAUUUGACUUAAUGUGGAGCUAUUCCUUCAAAGCCUUCAUGUUUGACGAAUAAAAAAUGUCUUCAGUCAAUUUAGAGGCCUUGGGGACGAAGGGGAGUUCAAUUUGUACAUUUGGAACUUGCAUACAAUAUUAUUAAACAUAAUAUAUUUACACUUCACGGGACAAAAGUUAAACUAAUCAAUGAGUUCUUCUGACAGGGAAAUUAUAUGUCAAAUUAAAUGUAGAUCUUAAUGUAGGUAAAUCUGCCGAAACAUUAAUGAUUUUAAAUUGUCUUAUUAUUUUUGGAUAAUCUGAAUAAUUACACAAUUUUACCAACAUUGUAUUUAGUGUCUGGUCACUAUUUGAAGGCAGCCCUUUUGGAUUGGACUCCUACUGACUUCAGUAUUUCUAUAUUUUUUUUAAAUCCUGUGCCCCUGUUUUAAGGUUUCACAUUCAAGCUCUUUUCUUAGCUUUGCUGGUUUUACAUUAACAUUAUAUAAAUACUGGGACUGCAGCACUUGGCAAAAUGAUCCGAACACAAUUUUGAUGCAAAAAGGACAAACUGUCUGGCAGUUUAGCCCUUAACCUGAACAUUUAAAUAACAAAGUUAAAUGGCAAUGAUUUUACCAUUGCUGAUUUUAUGCUGAAAACAGAAUAUAUUGUAUGUUGCUUGUGUAUCGUUUCCAAAAGAUUUACUAUUUAAUGUUUAUGUUGACGUCAAACAGAGGAAAAGGUGACGACUCUUGAUGUACUUUAUGAAGGUAAACCUAUCGACAAUUCUUGUUUCAAGUGCAAUUAAUAGAAAGUAAAUUAGUUUAGACUUAAUGAUGGCAUUGCAGAAACAUUCAUGUGAUCUCUGGCCUGUGGACGAUGUCAGUUAUUUAUUUUUACGUGCUGUGGUUGGUUGUGUGGUUUUAACUCCUGCACCUACAUGACUGCAAGAUCUCACAUCAAACAGCAGAAAAAUGCUUUCAGAAGCCUCAGGAACGACCCCUGCUGGAUAUAUCAGCUUUUACAAUCAGCUAUCCCUGAUGUUUAACCCUAAAUACCACCAUUUUCCCAUGAGUCUUUGUUUCCCUCAAACACAUUUCCCUCAGUAAGAGAAAAAGACGGUGUGGGAACUGUAUUUCCAGAGAUUUUACUGUAUAAAAUAGAAAUAGAGGAGUGAAGAAGGGAGACCAGACGAGGUCAAGCAACAAGCAUGUUAUUUUAUUUGUGUGUGAUCCAUGUGCACUGUUCAUGUUGAGGGAGCAAUAAUCCUCCUUCGACUCUUUCAUUGAGCGCUUAUACAUUGCAAAAAUAAGAGAGGAAGAUUCCUGAAUAAGGGAAAAUUGUUAUUUAUUGAAAGGUGGCAUAAUUGUUUAUUGUAUUGUUUUUUUAUUCAUGAAAUUAAAGCUUACACAUGACAAAUCUC